AUGAAGGUUACGUCUAAGAAAAGAUAUGCUCUUUUACUAGCGGCAAGGGACUCUGACUAUGUACAGAAAGUGUAUGGAGGGUACUUCAAUGUGUUCAUUGCGGCUUUUGCUGAAGAAGGAGAAACGUGGGACUUGUUUAGGGUUGUUGAAGGGGAGUUUCCUGACAUGAAUGAGGUUCACAAAUACGAUGGCUUUGUUGUUAGUGGCAGCCCUUAUGAUGCCUAUGGCCAUGACUACUGGAUUCUAAAGCUUUGCUUCCUCUUGCAAACUUUGGAUGCCAUGGAGAAGAAAGUUCUUGGGAUUUGCUUUGGUCAUCAGGUUUUGUGCAGAGCGUUGGGUGGAAAAGUUGGAAAAGCAUAUGCUGGGUGGGAUAUUGGACUAAGGAGAGUGAGUAUAGUGAAGGAUUUGUCACCGUGCAGCUUUCUGGUUGACUUGACUGAAAUCCCACCUUCGCUGUCAAUUAUUGAGUGCCACCAAGAUGAGGUAUGGGAGGUGCCAUUAGGAGCUGAAGUAAUUGCAUUCUCAGACAAAACUGGUGUGGAGAUGUUCAACAUUGGAGAUCACAUUUUGGGCAUUCAAGGCCAUCCUGAGUACACCAAGGACAUUCUUUAUAAUCUUAUCGAUCGCCUUCUGAAUAACAACUGCAUAGAGAGUGCUUUUGCCGAAGAUGCGAAGUCUGGAUUAGAGAUAGCUGAACCAGACAGAAAGUGCUGGGAAAAGAUUUGCAGGAAUUUUCUUAAGGGAAGAUGUAUAGUUUAA
Messenger RNA from Dovyalis caffra, 759 nucleotides. Lineage: Eukaryota; Viridiplantae; Streptophyta; Magnoliopsida; Malpighiales; Salicaceae. The record is from the annotation of a GenBank genome assembly.